Molecule: messenger RNA, 1813 nt
Organism: Sinocyclocheilus rhinocerous
Lineage: Eukaryota; Metazoa; Chordata; Actinopteri; Cypriniformes; Cyprinidae
Product: un-named sa1261
Exons: 4
Coding region: 235-1464 (409 amino acids)
Biological process (GO): protein phosphorylation
Molecular function (GO): protein serine/threonine kinase activity; ATP binding
Source: RefSeq, a predicted model, not a curated record
ACAGCAGUCUGUCUGUCAGACGCAUCCGCGCGAGGUGCACAAGAAUCAAUAUUAGUACAUCAAGGCUUUUAGAAAAUAACAGAGAGGGCAGCAGAAAAACAUUGCUUCUGAUGUUCUAGUUAUUAACACUGACCACAACGGAAUGACAGCGGGGGUUUGCGCAUCAUUUGUUCCCUAAAAGAUUUCUAAAUCAACAUUGUUCUCGUGGAAACUGGUCCCUCCGUCUCUGGAAUAAUGAGCUCCUUGCCCCACAUGUCCCGUUCCUCCAUUGACGUCCUGGAAGAGCUGCAGCUCAUCACUGCUGAGAACCUGGAGAAGCUGGACUUUAAUAAAUACUACGAGGUCAUUAGGGAGCUUGGCAAGGGCACCUAUGGCAAGGUGGACCUGGUCAUCCACAAGAACAGAGGCACGAAAAUGGCCUUGAAAUUCUUGCGGAAGAAAACCACUAAGCUGAAGAGUUUCCUACGCGAGUACAGCAUCUCUCUCUACCUGUCACCCUGUCCCUUCAUCAUCAACAUGUAUGGCAUUGCCUUCGAAACUGACGAAUACUACAUCUUCGCUCAAGAGUACGCACUGGCGGGCGAUCUCUUUGACAUCAUUCCUCCCCAGGUUGGACUGCCGGAGAACGUUGCCAAGCGGUGUGUGCACCAGGUGGCGAUAGCACUGGAUUACCUGCACUGCAAGAAGCUGGUGCAUCGUGACAUAAAGCCGGAGAACGUCCUCAUCUUUGACAAGGAGUGCCGGAAGGUGAAACUGUCAGACUUUGGCAUGACGCGGUGCGCUGGCUCUCCGGUGAAGCGGGUGAGUGGAACCAUCCCGUACACGGCUCCAGAACUGUGCGACCCCAGCCGGCAAGAGGGCCUGUGUGUAGACUACAGCACUGAUGUGUGGGCUUUCGGUGUACUUCUGUUCUGCAUGCUCACUGGGAAUUUCCCCUGGGAAAAAGCACUCCCGACUGACGCCUUCUACGAGGAGUUUGUGCGCUGGCAGCAUCGGCGGAGGCGAGCCAGCGCGGUGCCUUCACAGUGGCGCCGUUUCACUGACGAGGCGCUCCGCAUGUUCCGCUGCCUGCUGGCCAUCGAGCAGGACCGCCGAUGCUCUGUCAAAGAGGUCUUCAGCUACUUCAACCACUGCUGGAUGCUCGACACGGAGAACGGCAACACCACCCAUGUCUCGGGCGGUAACAGCAACAACGGCACAGUGAUGAAUGGCCGUCAGGCUGAGCUUAGCUCUUCUUCCUCUGAAGAAGAUGAGUUGGUGGACCGUUUGAAGCAGCAGAGCUUGUCGCCUGUAUGUGGGGUAGCUAAAGGAGGCAUCGUCAUGGAGCCAGUGACGGCGCACUACUCCUCUACAUCCUCGAACAGCCCUGCUUCCUCCACUGGCGGCUAUGAGCGCAUCUCCCGUGAUAACAACGGCAACAAUGGUCGAAUCCUAGUCACGACACCGAUUGAAAUAUGCGUGUAGACAGGUCACUGGCAUUUACCAACCUUGCACAUAUAUUUGGGAUGACUAGAUGACAAUAAGGACUCAAGUCCUUGUGAAGCAAACGCGUCAGAGGAAACGUUGGUAGCUGACGCACAAAUGCUCAGCAUCCCAAGAAGAGCAGACAGCUUGAAACUCUUCCUGAUGACGAGUAUCUCCGAGGGAAUCUGUAAGACAAUCACCAGAGUCUGCAGAUUGUGUCUCAACCACGUUUUCCACGUAUAAUUAGACCAAAACGAAGCAACUUUAGAAGAAUAGAAAAAAAACUCUGUGAAAAUAUGAAGCAAUAUGUUGAUUUUCUUUUUGUGCAAAAGUGAUUGUCAAAAAAGAU